Messenger RNA from Megalobrama amblycephala (Wuchang bream), 2137 nucleotides. RefSeq names its product nuclear autoantigenic sperm protein (histone-binding). Gene Ontology annotation, biological process: DNA replication-dependent chromatin assembly; CENP-A containing chromatin assembly. NCBI's taxonomy places the organism in Eukaryota, Metazoa, Chordata, Actinopteri, Cypriniformes, Xenocyprididae. Gene Ontology annotation, molecular function: histone binding. The coding region runs from base 120 to 1973 and encodes 617 amino acids. The record is from RefSeq and is a predicted model, not a curated record. Gene Ontology annotation, cellular component: nucleoplasm. The transcript has 15 exons.
UGUAUCCGUAUUUAAAGGCGCCAACAAAGACUAAUUCAGGAGCAGCUUCGCAAACCUGCCAUCUUCACACAUACAUCAUCCAGUAGUACAUUACGGCUUAGUUUAUUUAACGCAUUAAAAUGCCCGAGGAAACAGCAGCUGCUUCAACUGCCGAAAGUAUGGAGGAGAAACCUUGCUCCUCGAGCGCUGCAGACAGCUCCGUCGAUGUUACUGAGGAAGCAAAGAAGCUGAUUGGCACAGGCAACCGGCACUUGGUGAUGGGUGAUGUUGUGUCUGCAGUCAGUGUGUUCCAGGAGGCUUGUGCCAUGCUAGCCGAGAAAUACGGAGACACUGCUGAUGAAUGUGGAGAAGCUUUUUUCUUGUGUGGGAAGGCCCUUCUGGAGCUUGCCAGGAUGGAGAAUACAGUGCUUGGUAAUGCUUUAGAGGGAGUCCCAGAAGAAUCCUCUGAAGAGGGCGAGAAACAGAAUGACUCUAAGAUUGAAAGCGCUGACAACUUGGAUGAGAAAACCAGAGAUGAGCUUCGAGCACAGGUUUAUGAUGCCAUGUCAGAGGACAACAAAACUCAGUCAGAGGUAGGAACGGAGGUGGGGGAAGGUGAGCAGAAGAACCAAGAGGAAGAUAAGGAAAAUCAGAAGGAAGUUGAAGUGCCAAAGGAAACGGAGGCAGCAUCUCCUAAAACUGAGAAACCUGCUGAAAACGAGGCGAAACCUGCUGAAAACGAGGCGAAACCUGCUGAAAACGAGGCGAAACCUGCUGAAAACGAGGCGAAACCUGCUGAAAACGAGGCAAAACUAGCUGAAAACGAGGCAAAACCUGCUGGAAAUGAGGAGAAACUAGAUGAAAAUGAGGCAAAACCUGCUGGAAACGAGGAGAAACUAGCUGAAAACGAGGCAAAACCUGCUGGAAAUGAGGAGAAACUAGAUGAAAAUGAGGCAAAACCUGCUGGAAAAGAUGUUGAGAAGUCAAACGGUGUGGAUGAAGGUGCAUCUAAAAAGGAGGAUAUCACUGUGUCUAAUGGAGUAACAGAAAAGGCUGAAGAUGAAGAGGAGAAAAAUGGAAAUGAAGAUUCUGAAGAACCCAUGGAAGAGGAUGGUGGAGAUGACGAUGAUGAGGAUGAUGAAGAUGAGGAUGCCGAGGGUGAGACAAAGGAUAAGGAAAGUGAGGAGGAUGAAGUUGGAAACCUGCAGUUGGCCUGGGAGAUGCUUGAGGUUGCAAAGGUGAUUUAUAAAAGAAAAGACAGCAAAGAAGAUCAGCUAAUGGCAGCACAAAUUUACCUGAAACUUGGGGAAGUUGGAGCUGAAUCAGGGAACUACAGCCAGGCUCUGGAGGACUUCAAUGAGUGUUUAACCUUGCAACUGAAACACCUUCCCUCUCAUAGUCGUCUUUUGGCUGAGACUCACUACCAGUUGGGCACAACCUACAGCUACACAGCCCAGUACAGCCAAGCCAUCGAGCACUUCUCCAACUCUAUCAAAGUCAUCGAGAGCCGUCUGGCUAUGCUUCAGGAGGUGAUCGACAAAGCGGAAGGUGCAGAGGCAGCAAAGGAGAAGAAUGAGCUUGAGGAGUUGAAACAGUUACUGCCAGAAAUUACUGAGAAGAUUGAAGAUGCCAAGGAGAGCCAGAGGACGGCUGCUGCAGCUUCUGUGGCCAUCCAUCAGACCCUUGCGGGAGCAUCCACUUCAUCUGCUUUCCCAGCUGAAAAUGGUGGCCCGUCUUCAUCUACUGCUAGUCAGAUUCCUGCAGGGCCAACUGAUGGUGCAUCUUCCUCAAAAUCUGCAUCUGAUAUUUCUCACCUUGUUCGCAAAAAGAGGAAACCAGACGAGGAGAGUCCAAAAAAGGACAGUGAUGCUAAAAAGACUAAACAGGAGACCUCAGUUAAUGGCAGCGAUGACUCCGCCCACAACGGCAAUGGAGUCCAGGAGAAAAUGGAGCAGGAGUCGGCCAAUUCUUCCUCUGUGGAGACCUCUGCGUGAUGGGCAUCCUCUGAUUGACCACUUACCUUCCAACCAGCAGAGCAUGUCUGCCUCGUACUCUCCAUGAACAACUUUUGUCUCUGUUCUGUAAAUAACCCGUUUUCUUUGUCCACCUUUUGUAUAAUUGUAGUAAACUUUCAAUAAAGGAUAUUUGCAUAUGUGAA